AUGGACACUGAAGAGUUCAGAGUACGCGGGAAGGAAAUGGUGGAUUAUAUUUGUACUUACAUGACGACGAUUAGAUCGCGGCGCGUGACUCCGUCUGUGGAGCCAGGGUACCUGCGGGCCGCGCUGCCGCCUUCGGCACCAGAAUACCCUGAGAGCUGGGACGACGUGAUGUGCGAUGUGGAGAACAAGAUCAUGCCGGGCCUGACGCACUGGCAGCAUCCUCGCUUCCAUGCCUACUUCCCUUCAGGCAACGGCUAUCCAUCCAUUCUUGGAGAUAUGCUGUCCGCUGGUAUAGCCUGCAUUGGUUUCUCUUGGGCAGCAGCACCUGCAAAUACGGAGUUAGAAAUCAUUAUGCUAGACUGGAUGGGUAAAGCGAUUGGCUUACCUCCAGCAUUCCUAGCUUUGGAAGAGGGUAGCAAAGGAGGCGGUGUUAUUGAAGGUUCAGCAAGCGAAUGUGUACUUGUCUGCAUGCUCGCUGCAAGGGCUAACGGCAUCAAACGCCUGAAACAUCAGUUUCCUACCGUGGAUGAAGGUCUUUUGCUGUCAAAAUUGAUCGCAUACUGCUCCAAAGAGGCGCAUUCUUGCGUUGAGAAGGCGGCCAUGAUAAGCUUUGUUAAGAUGCGCAUCUUGGAACCAGAUGAAAAUGGCGCACUAAGAGGUGAAACCUUGAAACAAGCUAUGGAAGAAGACGAGGAGGCUGGCCUAGUUCCGUUCUUUGUGGGAACCACGUUGGGAACAACCUCGUCAUGUUCGUUCGACGUUCUAACUGAAAUAGGUCCCGUUGUGAGGAAGUUCCCGUCCGUGUGGUUGCACGUAGACGCCGCAUACGCCGGCAGCGCCUUCCUCUGUCCCGAGCACAAAUAUCAUCUAGCCGGUGUAGAAUACGCAGAUUCCUUUAACACCAACCCUAAUAAACUGAUGCUUACGAACUUCGACAGUUCUCUCCUGUGGGUUACCAAUAGAUAUCUCCUGACGUCGGCACUAGUUGUCGACCCUUUGUACCUCCAGCACUGCUACGACCACACUGCUAUCGACUACCGACACUGGGGCGUGCCACUGAGCCGACGCUUUCGAUCGCUCAAGCUUUGGUUCAUGCUGAGGAGCUACGGCAUCACCGGCUUGCAGAAGUAUGUACGCCGUCACUGCGAACUGGCCAAGUACUUUGAACAACUCGUGAAGAAGGAUGAGAGAUUCCAAGUCUGCAACCAAGUAAAGCUGGGUCUGGUCUGCUUCCGUCUGGUGGGAGGUCCAGAGGAGUCGGGCGAGCAGGUGGACGAGCUGAACAAGAAGCUGCUAACCAACAUCAACGCCUCGGGCAAGAUCCAUAUGGUACCCGCGUCCGUGCGCGAUCGCUUCGUUAUCCGCUUCUGUGUCGUAUACCAGCACGCGACUCGGGAAGACAUCGAAAUUGCUUGGGAUAUCAUAACAGAAUUCGCUACCGAGCUACUGGAGGGUCCGGACAAGGAACGAGACUUAAAUGAAGAAAGAGCUCGCCGCCACCGCGCGGCUCUGGCCCACAAGCGCUCGUUCUUCGUCCGCAUGGUCAGCGACCCCAAGAUCUACAACCCGGCAAUCAACAAGACGCCACCGCCCGUGCCCACCACGCCCGGCUCCCCACCUGCCGCCGCUGCCGCUGCCCCCGCAUCUCCCGAUACGCCCUCGGACGCCGGCGGUGUGCUGCCUACCACACCGAAACAAUCUUCUUGGAUCAGCUGGCCUUUGGCGUUCUUCUUCCAAAGUGUCGAUAACGACAACAACGAUUUGCCGUUGAGGUUUCGCCAUUUAGAUACAAUGGUACGUCUGAAGAGCCCCGGGCAGCCGGGCCGGCGCGGCUCCUCGCCCAGCCCCUCCCCCGAGCGCCGCGCCCCCUCCCCCGCCGGACAUUGACUACUGCAACGCCUAUCACAAUAACUACUUAUCUAUUCUAUAAUAAUAAA
Messenger RNA from Papilio polytes (common Mormon), 1937 nucleotides. It is a transcript of the gene Tdc2, whose product is annotated as tyrosine decarboxylase. The record is from RefSeq and is a predicted model, not a curated record. Gene Ontology annotation, biological process: amino acid metabolic process. Gene Ontology annotation, molecular function: pyridoxal phosphate binding; carboxy-lyase activity. Lineage: Eukaryota; Metazoa; Arthropoda; Insecta; Lepidoptera; Papilionidae. The coding region runs from base 1 to 1887 and encodes 628 amino acids. The transcript has 10 exons.